UUUCCAUUUAUUUCAUGUGCUUUUAAUGGUUUUAACCAAAAUAUAUCCAGUUUGUCCGCGCAACGUCACGUGCUUGGCAUCAUGACGUCAUAAUGCGUGACGUCAGGAUAUCUUUGUAGAAAAACUGUAAAUAGUUCUAUUAGGCUACGUUUCCUGAUUUCUUUUACAUUUUAUUUUGAUAGAAUGUAUAUAUCUAUAAUCCGGUUAGUAUGUUUAUACAUCUAUAUAUUAAUACAUCUUUACUGAAGUAGGAAUUUUCUAUUAUUUAUAAUUCAUAUUAUUUCGCAUUCAAGUACAGUUCCAUACCAGAGAAAAAUAAAAAUGAUAUUUUCACUGUUUGAAACAGUGAAAAUAUCAAUUUUAUUUCACUGAUAAAUUUCAGUAUUUCACUGAAGAGCAUAAAAUAAAAGGAAUUCUAAUAUGUUUGUCUCUGUUAAAACACUCUUACGCUAGAAAGACGUCACGUUAACGUGCGGUGACGUCAACGUUUUUGUUGCGACAAAGAAAGAGCGCUUGUAUAUUUUAUCUACUGUUUUAAAUUAAGGGCAUAUUAGAAUCGAAAUAAUUUAUAGCAAAACCAUGUUUUAACACUAUUUAUACAAUGUACACUCGGGCGGUAAUAGGUCGUACAAAUAAUUAUUACGCCCGGCGUAUAACCGCCCAUCGUGCAUAAUCAGUGUUAAAACACUCUUUUGCUAUAAAUUAUUUUUUAAAUUUAUGUUAAAAUUUGAAGAUAUAAUAGUAGAAGUCUAAUUAAAAAUAAAUCAGUGCAACUGAUAUCUUUGCUAAUCGUGUCACGGUUUUGAAAGGAUACUGUAAUGAGCUCAAAGAUGGUAUUCUUAUGGACAAUUUCUAAAACUGAGUACCAAUAUAGACUACCUAUAUGGCAAUUACGGUUCGGUGAUGUACAUGACGAGUCGUACAGUGAAAUAUUGAAAGAUUUUGUUUUUACUUUCUACUCUCUUUCAAAGUACUGUAACGUUAGUAAUUUUCGUUUUUCUAUUUUAAGUUUUAUAAUCUCUGUUCAUGUCUCAUAGCUUUCUCAACAGACCCGGACUACAGACAUUUCACACUAACUAAAUUCCAUUCCAUCAAGAUAAGCAGAGGUUAUUUUUGGUGAGUAAGUUUAUUGAUAUGAAAAUGAUAUAAUCUGGCGCUUGAAUUCCUGGAAAUGUUCAUUUUUAUUUCGUGGAAAAUAAAACAUCUUUUCCUUCCUGGAAUUGUUUAUUCUUAUUCCGCCAAAAAAAAAAACGAAUCUUUUCCAAACUUCAUUUUUCUUAGCUCCACUACGAGUAGAAGUUAUAAUGCAAUAUUGUCGCAAAAUGGAAAGGUUUGAGACAUUUUUUUGUGUUAUACUUCUGUUCUGUCCAUUUAAAUCAGUUUUAACACUGUCAGUAGAACCAGUCUGUUCAAAAUUUGCGUACGAAGAACAAUUACUUGAGAAAAUGGUGCGUAUGGAAUUCUUUGUGGAAAAUAUGCAGAAAGAUGUACAAAAAAGUAUUACCAAUGUUAUGGACGGUAUGAAUGGCAUAAAAGAGAAAAACGUUGAAAUAACGGAUAAUCUUUCAGAAAAGAUAGAGAAAGUGGAUUUGAAGGUUGAAAAUGUAACUAACACAAUGAAUGGCCUAAAAGACAAAAACACUGAAGUGGCGGAUAAUCUAUCAGAAUUACAUGGAAAGAUACAGGAAGUGGAAUUGAAGGUUGAAAAUGUAACUGACACAAUAAAGGGCAUAAAAGAGAAAAACCAUGAAAUAACGGAUAAUCUUUCAGUAUUACAUGAAAAGAUAGAGAAUGUGGACUUGAAGGUUGAAAAUGCCCUUGACACAAUGAAGGGCAUAAAAGAAAAAAACAGUGAAGUGGUGGAUAAUCUUUCAGAAUUACAUGGGAAGAUGAAGAAAUUGGAAUUGAAGGUUGAAAAUAUAGUUGACAAAAUUGAUCGCAACAGCAAUGACAUAGAGGAGAUAAAGGCAUCCAAGACACCAGCAGUAGCAUUCAAUGCACGCGUGGCAGUAAAGUAUUCAGGCUCGAGUACUGUAGUGUUUUCAAUUGUUAUACUGAAUGAAGAUAAAGCGUAUAACGACAAAACUGGAAUCUUCACAGCUCCGAUUGAUGGGGUAUACCAGUUCAAUGCUCAUCUUUGCUUUGCACGGGGGAUCGAGGUAGAAUACUACCUUAAAGUUGGAGACCGCUCUAUUGCUAGUGGAGAAUAUAUUGUUCCACAAGGUGCAACUGACACAAAGUGCACGUCUUUCAGCGCCGUUGCUUUAGUUCGAAAAGGUGAAAAAGUGCGCGUUGGAGGCAUGUCCUUUAAGAAUUUAGAUCAAGAGAUUGAUGACUGGAACUCUUUCUCUGGUGUACUAAUACAAACAGUGUAGACAAACAUAAUGUAUUGUAUCUGACAUUCAUAGUAUAGUCAAAUGUAAAUGAGAAACUAAAUAUCUUAUGCUUCAAACGGAUAUUUGACAGUAUUUAGCAUGUACAUCCAGCUCGCAUUUAUAUAUUCGUGAAAAUGAACUGCUUGAUUUCAUUCAAAAUGCAAAACUUCAUGGAAAUAAUUAUCUAAAAAAUCUGUGUCUUUGUCGUACUUUUACGUUUUAUUAAAACUGUAAAAUAAACUUUUAUGAUAAUUAAGGCACGCAGUAAUCUAACUUGAUACAAAGCGGUGCUAUAUUUUUAUAAAUUUUUAUUUCAUCUGUAGUUAAAAAUCAUCGAUUGGUACUGUGUAUAUAUAUAAAUGAUAGGAAAACACAAUUUUUGACAAAUGUCCUCUUUGGGCAAUGCAUUUCAAUAAACCUGUGUUUUUA
Messenger RNA from Mercenaria mercenaria, 2804 nucleotides. RefSeq lists its product as uncharacterized. Gene Ontology annotation, molecular function: protein binding. The record is from RefSeq and is a predicted model, not a curated record. Lineage: Eukaryota; Metazoa; Mollusca; Bivalvia; Venerida; Veneridae. The coding region runs from base 1305 to 2375 and encodes 356 amino acids. The transcript has 2 exons.